Molecule: messenger RNA, 747 nt
Organism: Suillus clintonianus
Lineage: Eukaryota; Fungi; Basidiomycota; Agaricomycetes; Boletales; Suillaceae
Exons: 2
Coding region: 1-747 (248 amino acids)
Source: RefSeq, a predicted model, not a curated record
AUGAAAAUUGCAAUCAAGGACCAGUCUCGCAUUCACACGCCCUACGUUAUUGAUCGGGGGUAUAGAUUCCCUGAGCCUGCUCUUCUUAUCGGCCCCAAACUGGCUGAACGUCUGCAAGUAUACCUUGCCAAUUGGCUUGCAUGUUGUGCGCUGUGGGUAGGCCGAGUCGACCACGAUCCUCCACGCACUUAUCCCACUCCUCAACUAUGGCGCGACUUCCUUGGUACUACCGAGAAGCGGAAGCAGGUGAUGCGGGAGUUCGGCGAUGAUGUGCUAGAAUCUCAGGGCGAUGUAUUUUCCCCAGAUGGAGUUGUGGAAUUUCGGGGUGAACAAUUUUCUGUCGCCAGUCUUACUAAUCCUUCCGCACUUCUAGCUCAGAAGGUCACAUGGGAGCUGUUUGAACUCGGCUUUCGAUACGAGUUGAGGGAUCUUGACCGUCACUUGGCACGGAGAGAAUGGAAAGAUGAUCCAGCUGGUCGCGAGCAACUCCUCCAUGGCAUCUUCCCGGGCGACGCUGGUCUAGUGAUGUGGUCAGAGCCGUUUCCGUCGGAACACUACGGGUUGUGGGAUAAACACCCUGCAGGGCUGUCUUCCUUACUUGGAGAAUUUUCGCCUACUGCUUUGCGAUUGGGAUGGCGUUGCCGCCUCUUCUUACGACCCCCCGCUGACAUCAGACAACUUCAUAGAUACAAAAUCUUGGGAAGUCAAGCGUGUGGCGACGGCAUUUUAUGUGCAGACAUUUUUUGA